Messenger RNA from Acanthisitta chloris (rifleman), 655 nucleotides. RefSeq names its product protein slowmo homolog 2-like. The record is from RefSeq and is a predicted model, not a curated record. Lineage: Eukaryota; Metazoa; Chordata; Aves; Passeriformes; Acanthisittidae. Gene Ontology annotation, biological process: phospholipid transport. Gene Ontology annotation, molecular function: phosphatidic acid transfer activity. Gene Ontology annotation, cellular component: mitochondrial intermembrane space.
UCACCCCUGGGAAACGGUGACAACGGCUGCCAUGAGGAAAUACCCCAAUCCCAUGAACCCCAGCGUGGUUGGAGUGGAUGUGCUGGACAGGCACGUGGAUCCCAGUGGGAAGCUGCACAGCCACAGGCUGCUCAGCACGGAGUGGGGCAUCCCCUCCAUUGUGAAAUCGCUCAUUGGCACCUGCAGAACAAAGACCUAUGUUCAGGAACACUCAGUUGUGGACCCGGUGAAAAAGACAAUGGAACUUAAGUCCUGUAAUAUUUCAUUCACAAACCUAGUGUCAGUAGAUGAGAGGCUUGUCUACAAACCACACCCUCACGAGCCACACAAAACCAUCCUGACACAAGAAGCAAUAAUAUCUGUAAAAGGUGUCAGUCUCAGCAGUUACCUAGAAGGGCUAAUGGCAAACACAAUUUCUUCCAAUGCUAAAAAGGGCCGUGAGGCACUGGAGUGGGUAAUUAAAAGGCUAAAUGCUGAAAUUGAAGAGUUUGCAGCUUCAGAGAGGAACCAUGAGGAACUCGAUGGCAGCAGCAGCAUUUGUAGAGAAAUGAUAGAACUUAGACCUGUAGUACUAACAAGGCUUAACAAUGUGCAGCUUCUCUCCAGGCCUGAAUACAUGUAUCCUUUGUUAUUUAAAGGCAUACCUGUGUAUUAG